Molecule: messenger RNA, 9191 nt
Organism: Cuscuta europaea
Lineage: Eukaryota; Viridiplantae; Streptophyta; Magnoliopsida; Solanales; Convolvulaceae
Source: the annotation of a GenBank genome assembly
UUAUUAUUUGCUUAAUUGAGAGGUUUGAGUUAUGUUUUAUAAUAAAAAUGAUUUUUGCAGGUAAGGAUUUCAUUUUAAAGAUUUGAGGAUAUUUUGGGCUGAACUUGAGAAGAUGAUAAAUAAAAUGAUGGAUCACUAAGUUGACCUAAAAAAGUCCAAGGGCUCACUAAAAAAAAAGAGGAUUGCUUCUCUUGAGUCACGGACGACAACCCAAAUCCAAGGAGGAGGAAAAGAAAAGUCCAAGAAAAAAAAAGCUGGAGAGGGUUUAGGGGUCUCGGCUAUAUUUUUGGGGUCGGCUCCAUCCAUUACGCCAAGGAGGAUUCUGGCGGCGAAGCUGGAAAAGGAGGAAGAAGCCGGACAGAAGGCAACGACGCAGCAGGCUUCUAAUCCGACUGUCUGGAGUUCCGUGGAAUGCAGAGGAGGAGAUUUAUUGAUCUUGAAAAUCAGAAAUUCAGUUCAGAAAUUCUUCCUCUGAAAAAGUUCCGGUUUGAUUCAGCUAGUGUUCAAAACUUCUUUACAUGAAUUCAUUCGCAAACUUGUUUUAGUUUAAUUGCUUUAGUUUUGGCACAAUUGCUUAUUGUUGCUUGUUUAGAUGGUGAAAAUGAACUCCUUGUUCCCAUUCGUUUUAUUAAUGUCUUACGUUAGUAUGAGUAGUUAAUUUUUCUGAGUCCGGAUUAUGAUGAAGUUGCUAUGAUUUAGUAUGAAUUGUGAUUUUAGUUAUGUCAAUUGAUUGAGUUUUAUCCAUUGUUCUUAUUUGCUUAAUUGAUUAUGUUAAUUUCUGGCCAACUUUAAUAUGAUUAAUUAAGUUGUUUGAGUGGAUUAAUAGAGUACAUGCCAUGCCUAUUAGUUCGAGCUCUUUUGGAUAAAAGAAUGGAUAAUUCAACUUGCUUGUUAGGUUAUCUAUUUGGUUCUUAAAUCGGGUUUCCGUAGUUCUUUUGUGACUAAUGGAUUUUAACUAUUGGAUUAAUAAUUUCUAAUUGAUUAAUAGUUAAAAUACGUGACUUAUUCUGGAUGUCAUACGGAAUAGUCAUAUUUUUGUCUAGAACGAAUCCUCAAUUUCAAUUGAUUAACUAAAUCACAAAUACUAAAAAUUAGUGACAGAUUCAUAAUCCUGGACUAUCUUUUCUCUUGCUAAAUUAUCAAUCACUUUUCUGUUAGUUGUUUAAUCACUUUAUUUUCAUUCAUUUAAAUUCCUUGCAUCCUUUUUAAUUCAAGCUUUAAUUUUCAGAUUCCAAUCAAACAAAUUCAAAAUUCAUUUUUUUUAGUUAGAUUAAUUUCACUUUUAUUUUUUUUAUUAAUAGUUUUCCAAUUACUUAGUUGCAUUUUCCCCGUGGAUUCGAUCCUUACUUGAGCACUGUACUACUGUGACUCGUGCACUUGCGAGGACUUAUAAAUUGUCUAUCAAUUUUUGGCGCUGUUGCCGGGGAAUUUGUUUAACUAGUUUUUGGAAAAUUGUUAGUUUAGUUUUAUUUUAGUUAGUUGUGUUUGUUUUUUUUUUCGUUUUUUUUUGUUGUAUGCUUGGUCGCAGGUCUCUUAAUCCAGAUUUGUAUCGCUGAACGACCAAGUAGAUUUAAUUGGCAAAAGAACAAAAAGGAGGCUCGAAUUUGCUCCUAAUUCAACAAUGGGUGACGCUACACUGAUGAAAGAGUUUGGGAGGCCAACUGUUGGUGCCUCCCCGUCCUGCAUUGUACUGAGUGAGGCUGCCCGGAAUUAUGAUCUGAAGACAGUUCACUUUAACCAAUUGCCGUCUUUCCAUGGGCUUGCUUCUGAGGAUGCGCUGAUCUUCAUCCGAGUUUUCUAUGGCAUCAUCCAGAAUUUUCCCUUGCAAGGAGUGACUGAAGAUGAGCUGAGGAUGAGGUGCUUUCCUUACACUCUAAAAGAUGCUGCGAAGACAUGGUUUAUGUCUUUAACACCAGGUUCGUUGCGCACAUGGGCUGAUGUCUACAACAAGUUUAUUGGCAAGUAUUAUUCUCAGUCUAAAACUUCAGAACUGAGAAGAAAAAUUGCCAAUUUCACUCAAUGUCCAUGAGGCGUGGGAGAGAUUUAAAAUGCUGCUCACUCAAUGUCCACACCACGGCUAUUCACUAGCGCUCCAGAAUCAGACUUUCUAUGACGGGUUGACCCAAGGAAGCCAAGCAAUCGUUGAUAACGCAGCUGGUGGAGCAAUGGGAGAGAAGACUGCAGAGCAGACCUUAGAACUAUACGAGAUGCUUGGAGCUAACUCCCAACAGAGGAGCGCUCGUGGGAAGACUCAAGGAAUGUACGAAGUUGGUGCAAGUACAGAAUUGACAAUCCAAAUAUCCGAGCUAUCCAAGCAAAUGAAGAAUAUGUGUUCUAUGAUGGCGAUGAAUCAAUCUGCCGCUGCAGUGAAUGAAAUGCCUGAGGCUAGUCUUGAACAAGCUAAUAUGAUGAAUUCAUACAAUCAGAGGCCAAGAAAUGAUCCAUUCUCCAAUUCCUACAACCCCGGUUGGAGGAAUCAUCCUAACUUCUCAUGGUCAAAUACACAACAAAGCAACCAGCCACCUCCUGAACCAAAGAAGCCAUCUUUGGAGGACACUUUGCAGAACUUUAUGCAAAUUUGUAGCAGCAACCAGCAAGCUAAUGAGCAGCGUUUUCAGCGCACUGAUGCCUCUUUGAGGAAGCUAGAAGUACAAGUUGGGCAGAUUGCAGAAUCUCUCCAAGGACACGUACAAGGGAAGCUACCAAUUCAAUCUGAAGAGGCCAAAGCAGUCACGGUUCUUAGGAGUGGGAAUAUAAUUCAGAAAAACGAAGAUCAGCCCAUUCUCAAGCUACUGGAGAAUGUAGAGGCUGAGAAGAAGCAAGAAGUAGAAGCUGAAAAGAAGAAAGAAGUGGAGGCCGAUUCGGUGUACGAAGAGUCCGGGCUGCACAAAGCAAAAGAUCCGUAUAUUCCGCCUAAACCAUAUGUGCCACCGGCUCCUUUUCCAAACAAGUUUAAAAGUUCCAAGUUUGAUAAAUCUUUUGAUGAGAUUUAUGAUUUGUUGUCCAAAGUUAAUGUAAACUUGCCUCUUCUUGAAAUGAUAACUAAUAUGCCUGCCUACGCUAAAUUUUUGAAAGAAUUAAACACUAGAAGGCGUAGGUAUGAACCAAAUGAAAAAGUUUUUGUUUCUAAGGCUGUUAGUGCUGUUUUACAGAAGGACUUGCCCCCAAAAUUAGAAGACCCUGACAUUUAUUAUCACCAUUACUUUAGGGGAUUCUAGAUCUGAAAAAGCUAUGCUUGAUUUGGGGGCGAGUAUUAAUUUAAUGCCUUACUCUGUUUAUUUGAAAUUAGGUUUGAAUGAGCUAAAAACCACUACAAUGUCCCUACAGCUUGCUGACCGCUCUAUUAGAUACCCUAGGAGCAUUGUAGAGGAUGUUUUAGUUCAAGUUGAUAAGCUGAUUAUUCCUACUGAUUUUGUGGUUUUAGAUAUGAGUGAUCAGUGCAAAUAUGUGAAAGAUAUGUCAAUCCUACUUGGUAGACCUUUUAUGGCCACAACUAAAACUAUGAUUGAUGUUCAAAAUGGAAAAUUAACCAUGAGUGUACUUGAUGAAACUGUUGAGUUUUCCAUUUUGAAAUCCAUAAAUAUGCCGGCAGAUUCUGAUUCAUGUUUUGCACUUGAUAUGCUUGAUUCUAUUGUUCCUUUGAGUAUUUUACAGGAAGAUGAGCUUGAGCUUGCUUUGACUCUUGAUGCACAAGAGUUUGAUGAUGAAAAAGUGAGCGAGAUGAGAGAUUUUUUGGACAAAACUGAGGUGCAAAGUGAGGAAAGAGUGGUUGAUUGUGAGCUGGAAAAAAAUCAGCAUGUUGAAAAUCCACCUCAAGUGCAACUGAAACCCCUCCCCUCUAAUCUGAAAUAUGUGUUUCUAGGGUGUGAUAGUACUUUUCCUGUUAUUAUUGCAUCUGACUUGACACAGGAACAAGAAGAGCAGUUGCUUAAGGUGUUGAGGAAGUUUAAAGCUGCGUUUGGUUGGGCAAUUUCUGAUUUGAAAGGAAUUAGUCCAACUGUUUGUAUGCAUAAAAUCUUGCUGGAAGAAGGUGCUAAUCCAUGUAGACAACCUCAACGGAGGUUGAAUCCGAAUAUGAAAGAGGUAGUGUGAGUAGAAGUUCUUAAGUUGCUUGAUGCAGGUAUUAUCUUUCCUAUUUCUGACAGUAAAUGGGUUAGUCCUGUGCAAGUUGUGCCUAAGAAGUCUGGGAUUACUGUCGUGAGUAAUGAGAAAAAUGAGUUGGUACCCACACGGGUUACCACAGGGUGGCAGAUGUGUGUUGAUUAUAGAAAAUUAAAUGCAGCCACUAAAAAGAUCAUUUCCCUUUACCUUUUAUUGAUCAAAUGUUAGAGCGCUUGGCUGGCCAUGCGUUCUAUUGCUUUCUUGAUGGUUUCCAAGGUUACAAUCAGAUUCCGGUUGCUCCGGAAGACCAAGAAAAAACUACUUUUACAUGUCCAUUUGGAAUUUUCGCUUUUCGUAGAAUGUCCUUUGGAUUAUGUAAUGCUCCUGGUACUUUUCAGCGAUGUAUGAUGUCUAUUUUUUCUGAUAUGAUCGAGAAGUUUGUUGAGGUUUUUAUGGAUGAUUUUUCCUUAUUUGGUGACUCUUUUGAUCAUUGUUUGCAUAAUCUGUCGCUAGUUCUUGAAAGAUGUGUUCAAAUGAAUUUGACUCUUAGUUGGGAGAAGUGUAAUUUUAUGGUUAAAGAAGGGAUUGUUUUGGGUCAUGUGGUUUCUAGCAGGGGAAUUGAAGUUGAUAGGGCUAAAAUUGAUGUGAUUGCUAAACUGCCACCUCCUACUUCUGUUAGAGGAGUGCGUAGUUUCCUUGGUCAUGCAGGUUUUUAUAGAAGGUUUAUUAAAGAUUUUUCUAAGAUUUGUAAACCUCUAUGUAAUCUGUUAGCUAAGGACGCAAAUUUCAGCUUUGAUGAUGAUUGUCUUGUUGCUUUUAAUGUGCUGAAAGAAAAAUUAACUUCUGCCCCAAUACUUGCUGCCCCGAACUGGUCAUAUCCGUUUGAGAUUAUGUGUGAUGCCUCUGAUUUUUCAAUUGGUGUUGUUUUGGGUCAAAGAAUUGACAAGCUGCCUUAUGUGAUUUAUUAUGCUAGUCGAACUUUAGAUAAUGCACAGAUUAACUAUUCUACAACUGAAAAAGAAUUGUUAUCAGUUGUCUUUGCAUUAGAAAAGUUCAGGUCUUAUUUGAUUGGAUCUAAGGUGAUUGUUUAUUCUGAUCAUGCUGCUUUGAAGUACUUGUUGCUGAAAAAGGAUGCUAAACCUAGGUUGAUUAGGUGGAUUUUAUUGUUGCAAGAGUUUGAUUUGUCUAUUAGGGACAAGAAAGGAAACGAGAACGUGGUGGCUGAUCAUUUAUCACGCCUCCCUGAUCAGACUGGAUAUUCUGGGAAAGAGCUAGAGAUGCCUCUUAACGACAGGUUUCCCGAUGAAGGUUUGUUUUCUGUGAUGAACAAAGAGCCAUGGUAUGCUGAUCUUGUUAAUUAUUUGGUUACUGGUAAGUUUCAUCCCGAUUUAAAUUCACAGGGUAGAAAACAUUUUCUCUCCAAAGUGAAACAUUAUUUCUGGGAUGAACCUUACUUGUUUAAAAUCUGCCCUGAUCAGACUAUAAGGCGCUGCAUUCCUGAACAUGAACAAGAAAGUGUUUUGCAUCAUAGCCAUACUUUAAAUUGUGGUGGGCAUUUUAGUGGAAAAAAGACUGCAUUUAAAGUUUUGCAAUCUGGUUUUUAUUGGCCUACUCUCUUUAAAGAUGCAAUUUCUUUUUGUGCUAAAUGUGAUCGUUGUCAGAGAGUAGGGAAUAUUAGCAAACGUCAUGAGAUGCCUCUUACGAAUAAUCUGGUUGUAGAGUUGUUUGACGUUUGGGGUAUUGAUUUUAUGGGCCCGUUUCCUACUUCUUUUGGGUUUAAUUUUAUUCUGGUUGCAGUUGAUUACGUGUCUAAAUGGAUUGAAGCUAUUGCCACUAGAACUAAUAAUAGUCGAGUGGUGCUGAAUUUUUUGAAAGAAGUGAUUUUUGCUAGGUUUGGGACACCGAGGGCUAUCAUUAGUGAUGGUGGUAGCCACUUUUGUAACAAGUUUUUUGCAGGAUUGCUGAAAAAGUAUGGUGUUACGCAUCGGAUUGCAACACCUUACCAUCCACAGACUUCGGGACAAGUUGAGGUGAGUAACAGACAGAUUAAGGGUAUUUUGGAAAAAACUGUGAAUCCUUCACGCAAGGAUUGGGCUAAUAGGCUGAACGAUGCAUUGUGGGCUUACCGGACAGCCUACAAAACUCCAAUUGGAAUGAGCCCAUACAGGUUAGUUUUCGGUAAACCUUGCCAUUUGCCUGUAGAGUUGGAACACCGAGCCUACUGGGCUAUCAAGGCGCUGAAUUUUGAUCUGAAAGAAGCAGGUGAGUUAAGAAAAUUGCAUUUGAAUGAGCUGGAUGAGAUUAGGAAUGAUGCAUAUGAGAGUGCGAAAAUUUAUAAAGACCGCACUAAACUUUUUCAUUAUAAAUCCAUUUUGAGGAGAGAUUUAAAACCUGGGAUGGAGGUGUUGUUAUAUGACUCACGUUUAAGGCUUUUUCCAGGGAAGUUAAAAUCCAGGUGGACUGGACCGUUUUUAAUUCGCCAUGUUUUUCCUCAUGGAGCGAUUGAGCUUGAAAAUCCCAAAUCUGGGAAUGUUUUUAAGGUGAACGGUCAGCGAGUGAAACAAUAUUUGAGAAGUGAAGAUGUAGUUGAGCAAGUUGAGUGUCUUGAGCUUCGGGAAUAUCGUUGCUCAUGUUGUGUCUAGUAAUAGUUUUAAUAAAAUAAAAAUAAAAAAAAAAUAAAUAAAAAACCAAAAAAAACAUUUUCUUAAUUCUGUUGUUUUUUCCUCCCCUCCCCAUCUUGUUCUUUUCUUUCUUUGUUUCUUAGUUUUGCAGGUUACGUUUCAAGAUGUUUCAAUUCUAAUUUGCUGUGCAUUUAGGGAGUUCUUCUUCACCUUUCUCUUGUUUCUUAAUCUUUCAUUGAAAACAAUGCUUGAGACAAGUGGGGGGGGAGUAGCUCUCAUUUUUUAGUUCUAUUCUAGUUUAAAAAAAAAACUGUUUUCUUGCUUGGAUUUGAGGGAAAUUUAAUUUCAGGAUUACUUUUUCGGCUUCAAGUUGUGACAAGUUCCCUUUCAUUGGUAUGUGGUAUGAUUGGUGGUCUCCAUGAUAAGUUUUCUAUUGAAUUUGAUUGAGUCCUUCACAUUGUUUUUACUUGGAGUCAAUUUCUUAGCAUCUUGUGCCAUUCAUUUAGAUGUAUUUCUCAAUUCUUUAUGACCUUUUAGGAUGCAUCUUUAACUUUCUUGGGAGGUGUGUGAGUCCUUUGUCUUUUAGCUAACAUGAUAGAACUUGUCUCGUCGCUCUUUUGGAAGCUGAGUUAUUGUGCAAACUGAUUGAGAAGUGAUCUAGGCCAUUUUUCAUAGCCCCAAACCUUUUAGCCUACCCAUUGCAUUUUAUUUCCGCUUGCUACCCCCUUUGAGCCUAAUUUGUCUUAAAGCAUUCUACCAUGCUUUUGACUGAUAAUUCUUUCUAAUUACCCAACAAUGUUGACGUCGAGCCCAGAUAGCCAAAAUGUAUCCCACACCCUUGAGUUGACAUUUUCUUAUACUUAAAUUGUGACUUGGAAGAGUUUAUCUUUUGGGGAGCAUUUUUCUUUGUUAUUCCCGGCAUUUUGUAUGGAUUCAAUGUUGUUGGUGCUGAUUCUUGUGAGAUGUCAGUUGACUUGAAACUGCAAAAAAAAAAAAGAAAAAAAAAAGAAAAGUUCAAAAAAAAAAAAAAACUGAAAGUUGAAAAGUGAAGAAGUGAGUUGAAGUUGUAUUCUUUGAGCUCCAUAUUUCUAUCUCUUUAUCUUAGAAGCCGGUUGAUUGUUGUAAGAGUUUAGUUGCUCCCUUUGUCAUAUAUUGAACUCUUCCUAUGAUCAGUUUGGUAUAGGAAAUGUCUCCUCCUUUAUUUGAAUUCCCACAUCCUUUCUUUCUUUAAAUCAUUACCCCAUGGCCACGUUACAACCCCAAUAAAAGUCCUAAGUAAUCUUGAUCAAGUUUGUGCUUUGAUAAGGUGGAAGGAAUAGCAUGAGAUGACUAUAGAGUGCUGAUUGAUUGGCUUAGAACUUUACAUAAUUUCUGGAAAGUUACUUGAGCAUUUCACUAGGUCGUUUAGAAUUGUAAAAUACAUCUCUAUUAAUGACAUGUGAGUCUAGGUGAUUGACUUUUUAGUUUGACAUUGUGGUGGAUACUUGAUUCUAAUUUCUUGGGAAUAUCUUGUCAUGGAAGGGUUUGUUGGAAUGCUUGGUGAGUGAAAGCGAAUUUUGAACAUUUGUUGGUGAAUUAGUUUCUUGAUUUUAAUUUUCCUUGAGGACAAGCAAAAUCCAAGUGUGGGGGAGUUUGAUGAGCUGGAAUUUGUACUUCAUUUUUGUAUUAUUUUAUCACAAUUCUAUGCUUAUUAUUUGCUUAAUUGAGAGGUUUGAGUUAUGUUUUAUAAUAAAAAUGAUUUUUGCAGGUAAGGAUUUCAUUUUAAAGAUUUGAGGAUAUUUUGGGCUGAACUUGAGAAGAUGAUAAAUAAAAUGAUGGAUCACUAAGUUGACCUAAAAAAGUCCAAGGGCUCACUAAAAAAAAGAGGAUUGCUUCUCUUGAGUCACGGACAACAACCCAAAUCCAAGGAGGAGGAAAAGAAAAGUCCAAGAAAAAAAAAAGCUGGAGAGGGUUUAGGGGUCUCAGCUAUAUUUUUGGGGUCGGCUCCAUCCAUUACGCCAAGGAGGAUUCUGGCGGCGAAGCUGGAAAAGGAGGAAGAAGCCGGACAGAAGGCAACGACGCAGCAGGCUUCUAAUCUGACUGUCUGGAGUUCCGUGGAAUGCAGAGGAGGAGAUUUAUUGAUCUUGAAAAUCAGCAAUUCAGUUCAGAAAUUCUUCCUCUGAAAAAGUUCCGGUUUUAUUCAGCUAGUGUUCAAAACUUCUUUACAUGAAUUCAUUUGCAAACUUGUUUUAGUUUAAUUGCUUUAGUUUUGGCACAAUUGCUUAUUGUUGCUUGUUUAGAUGGUGAAAAUGAACUCCUUGUUCCCAUUCGUUUUAUUAAUGUCUUACGUUAGUAUGAGUAGUUAAUUUUUCUGAGUCCGGAUUAUGAUGAAGUUGCUAUGAUUUAGUAUGAAUUGUGAUUUUAGUUAUGUCAAUUGAUUGAGUUUUAUCCAUUGUUCUUAUUUGCUUAAUUGAUUAUGUUAAUUUCUGG